AUGUCAUCUGAAUCCGAAAGACCGGGCCAGGCUGAAGCCCUUCGCCCUGAGACUUCAGAGCCACAGGCACCCACAGUCCAGGGACAGCAAGAUCAAGCUGUUAUUCUACGACCGCGACAACGCUCUGGUCUCUUUUCCUGGUCAUACGCUCUCGCUGCCGUAGGGUUCGCUAUUCUUUCAACGCCGUUUGCUUGGUUACUUUCGGCCGAAACAUCAAUCGAUCCAACAAACUAUGCUUUACGAACCAAGACUGUCCUCCAAACAACCCCUCUUAUCGAUGGACACAACGACCUGCCAUGGCUCUUGCGAGUUGAACUCCAUAACCGCAUCCGCGACGACAGAUUUGACCCACGGCAAAAACUCCUCGGGCAUACGGACAUCUCUCGCAUGAGACAGGGCCAAAUGGGUGGCCAAUUCUGGAGCGUAUAUGUCCAUUGCGAUGCUGCGCAAAAGCACUUUGACGACCCUUCCUGGGUCGUUCGAGAUACGCUUGAGCAAAUCGAUGUAGCGAAGCGAUUCAUUUCGGAAUAUCCUGACGUCUUCCAGUAUUGCACCACGCCAUCAUGUGUGCGCCAGGCUUUCGCCAAAGGACGCAUUGCCAGCAUGCUUGGCAUCGAGGGAGGGCACCAACUUGGAGGCUCAAUCGCAGCAAUUCGGCAAGCAUAUGACCUUGGUGUGAGAUAUAUCACGACAACUCACAACUGCGAUAAUGCGUGGGCAACCGCGGCAUCGACAGUAGCUGCCAAGGGAGCUGGGGCAGAUCGAGGAUUGACUCCGUUCGGUGCAGCUUACGUCAAGGAGAUGAACCGUUUAGGCAUGCUUCUGGAUCUCUCACAUGUGUCUCAUCAAACGAUGAGGGACGUGCUGUCACUCACACGUGCACCCAUCAUCUUCUCCCACUCCGGCGCGUACUCUGUAUCCCCCCAUCUUCGUAAUGUGCCCGACGAUGUACUGCGCAGCGUGCGCCAAAACGGGGGAAUAGUCAUGGCGGUAUUUGUCAAUCGCUUUUUGAAAAUGAAGAAUCCAGACUCUGCUACCAUUCACGACGUUGUUGAUCAUAUCUGGCAUAUUGCUGAAGUCGCUGGAUGGGAGCAUGUAGGCAUUGGGUCUGACUUUAGCGGAACUCCGUUCACUCCAAUAGGACUUGAGGACGUAUCAAAGUUCCCGAAUCUCAUUGAGCUUCUCAUGGCGCGGGGAGCUACAGACGAUCAAAUUAGACUUUUGGUAGGAGAAAAUUUGCUCAGGGUUUGGGCAAACAUUGAGCAAAGGGCCAAGGAAAUCCAAGCAGAGGAGCCACCUGUCGAAGAAGAAUGGGAGGGGAGGAAGUGGCAGCAUGGGUACAAGAGCUCGCCGUACAUGUUUCGUGAAACACGUGAAAUUGCGAUCAAGGAAGAUUGGGGGCAGCCUCACCAGUUCAAUGUCGCCACCAAAGGAAGUAAUGACGGGCAGAGCAAGGAGUAG
Messenger RNA from Clonostachys rhizophaga, 1461 nucleotides. Lineage: Eukaryota; Fungi; Ascomycota; Sordariomycetes; Hypocreales; Bionectriaceae. The record is from the annotation of a GenBank genome assembly.